This is a messenger RNA of Penicillium cataractarum, 636 nucleotides long. RefSeq lists its product as uncharacterized. The coding region runs from base 1 to 636 and encodes 211 amino acids. NCBI's taxonomy places the organism in Eukaryota, Fungi, Ascomycota, Eurotiomycetes, Eurotiales, Aspergillaceae. The record is from RefSeq and is a predicted model, not a curated record. The transcript has 3 exons.
AUGCGCGGUAUUCUCAACGCCAACAACAUUACUUCCUUUGACACUUCCUUUAAGAGGUUGAUUUUCUACAUGGCACUGGCUAACGACCAUAUGCUCUGCCUCCUUGCUCGUCGAUACGCCCACCGCAACCCCACCGCUGCCAGCAUCAUGGGCCAGAUCGCCCGCCUUGAACUUCAAGAGCGCCAAAACCAGCGGGCCCAAGGUAGCCACCCCAUCCCUAGUCGUCCCACCUCGUCGGCUUCAGCCCCAUCCACCCCCUCCACCCACCAGACUCCCCCGGCCGGACGAGUCCGCACACGCACCACCAUCAAUGUCAAUUCCACUUGGGAACUCGCGUACUAUUACGCCUUCGCCACUCCGGAGGACGUAAAGGUCGCCAUGAUAAACGUCCUACUCCAAAAUAACAUCACUAAUCUCCAUGGUAUCUUCUCCAUUCUCAGACGGCAUAGUCCCUCCGGUCCGAGCAUCCUAACCGACAUCACUGAACUCGAACUCGAAGAUCGCGAGAAUCGGCGCCUCGAAGCUAGUGGCACCAUCCUCAAGCGUCCCGUCUCGCCAAUCCCGACCCCCUAUGACAUCCAGGACAACCAGGUUAAUAGCUUAGCAGUCUACCACAAGCCAUACCUUUUCCCUUAG